Xenia sp. Carnegie-2017 is the source of this 495-nucleotide messenger RNA. RefSeq names its product forkhead box protein D1-like. The coding region runs from base 1 to 495 and encodes 164 amino acids. Lineage: Eukaryota; Metazoa; Cnidaria; Anthozoa; Malacalcyonacea; Xeniidae. Gene Ontology annotation, molecular function: DNA-binding transcription factor activity, RNA polymerase II-specific; RNA polymerase II cis-regulatory region sequence-specific DNA binding. The transcript has a single exon. The record is from RefSeq and is a predicted model, not a curated record. Gene Ontology annotation, biological process: regulation of transcription by RNA polymerase II; cell differentiation; anatomical structure morphogenesis.
AUGAGCUCAGACACAAGCGUUAGUGUAGCAACAAACGAAGAUUCUUCCUUAGAUGAAUCUCCCGAAGACACAGACACGGUUCAUGAAAACAUUGAAGGAUUGGAAACAGAAAACUGUAGCAAGCAUAAUUGCUCAAUGUGCACUUUACCAACAGGGAGGGAUCAAUGUACAAGAUUACAAAACGAACCACCUUACUGUUAUACAAAGCUUAUUAAGAUGGCUAUCAAGAGUACGCAACAUAAAAUUAGCACAUUAUCUGAAAUAUGUGAAUACAUCAUAAACGAAUUUCCAUACUAUUCAAAUGCCCCACCUUGUUGGUAUGUUCAUGUUUAUGAAGUUUUAUCACGCUUUGACUGUUUUAUAAAAUUACAUCGGAUAUCGGACGAUAAAGAUAGUGAACAUUACUGGGCAAUAGACCCAGAUUACAGUGAAAGUAGCAGCACCUUUUACAGUGUUUUACAAGAACCUGAGAAUGAGCGACGGAACCUUCUUUGA